AUGGUCGAUGCUCUCGGAGGGCCACCAGAAUUCAAGCCGCGGUUCACGUUUGAAUUCGUUGGAUUCUAUAUUCCCAACCGGAAUUUUCACGAUGCGGAGGGCAAGUCUUUGCCGCCGGGUACAUGGACAGAUGACACUUCCAUGGCCCUCUGCCUCGCACGUUCGAUCGCCCGCCAUGGCUUCGACGAAGCACGACAACUCGAUACCUACCUCAAUUGGUUCAAGGACGGCGAACUCUCGGCUGUCGGCUUCUGUUUCGACAUUGGAGGGACCACCAGGCGUGCAUUGGACCUCCAUGCAAAUUCCCCAACCGCGUCCGAAUCCCUGGAUCGCAUUCAAGCGCUUCUUGGCGGAGAACGCAACGCCGGAAACGGAAGCUUGAUGCGUCUCAUUCCUGUGCCAUUGGCUUUCUGGCGUUCCCCCGACGUUGCUCGCGAAUAUGCGAGAAGAAGCAGCAGGACAACUCAUCCGGCUCCGCUCUGCCUCGAAGUAUGCGAGUUCUGGACAUCAGUCGUUGUCCAGAUCUUACAGAAUACAUGCGGCAAUGGCGCCAAAGGCACAUUUUCGAAGCUUGAUUUAUUGCGAUACAUAUCGGAAUACCCAUUCCAGCACGACCAACUAAGGGCCGCACUCGCCUUGCUACCUUCGGACGCGAGCACCAGCGAUAAUCAAUCUUCGGGAUCGCGUACUACCAACACUGAAGAUGUUGAAGAUCGGUAUUGGCAACGCCAUCCAAUCCUCCGACUCAUUGCGGAAACGCGUACCAGUCCAACGGCGACCACGACAGGCUUCUUCAAGCUGCCUACUGCAAAGGUUUUACCUUCUUCCGGAUUCGUCCUCCACAGCGUAGUCGCAGCUUUGUACUGCUUCUUUGCCACCGAUAGCUUCGAGACAGGGGCAAUCAUGGCUGUCAAUCUAGGCGAUGAUGCGGACACGACAGGCGCGAUUUAUGCUGGGCUCGCCGCAUGCUGGUAUGGAGAAGAACUCCCCUCAAAUGCUCAAAGUCUUGCUGCAGUGGGGGAGAGCAUUGGAUCUGGUCUAUUCUGGACAGACGUGAUGCUUACUUGGAGGAGAGGGAUUAUCAAGAGGGACCUUUUGGAGGAGGUGGCCGAUGAGUUGGUCAGAUUCGAAAAGAGGUGGAAACCAACCAAGUGA
Molecule: messenger RNA, 1155 nt
Organism: Coprinopsis cinerea okayama7#130
Lineage: Eukaryota; Fungi; Basidiomycota; Agaricomycetes; Agaricales; Psathyrellaceae
Product: ADP-ribosylation/Crystallin J1
Exons: 1
Coding region: 1-1155 (384 amino acids)
Source: RefSeq, a predicted model, not a curated record